GGAGCGGGCGAGACCCCGGCGGCGCGGCGGGCUCACGCGAGGCCGCGGCUUUGAGGCCUGGCCUGGAGCGGGGGGGCGCUCGGUCCUCGCCGCCCGCUGCGCCCUCCGCCUCCGGCGGGCAGGCCGGCAGACACCCCGGUGCCGCCCGCGGGCACCGCCGAGCCGGCCCGGGAGGCGCCUAUCGCCGCUAGAGGUGGGUGAUGCCGAGCACAGCCAUGAAGAAAAAGGUGCUGCUGAUGGGUAAAAGUGGGUCUGGGAAGACCAGCAUGAGGUCCAUUAUCUUUGCAAACUACAUUGCCAGGGACACACGGCGCCUGGGUGCCACAAUUGAUGUGGAACACUCCCAUGUUAGAUUUCUAGGAAACCUGGUGUUAAACCUGUGGGACUGUGGAGGGCAGGACACCUUCAUGGAGAACUACUUCACCAGUCAGCGAGACAACAUCUUCCGCAAUGUAGAAGUCCUCAUCUACGUCUUCGAUGUAGAGAGCCGUGAACUGGAGAAGGACAUGCACUACUACCAGUCAUGCUUGGAGGCAAUUCUUCAGAACUCUCCUGAUGCAAAAAUCUUUUGUCUAGUGCACAAGAUGGACUUGGUGCAGGAGGAUCAGCGGGAUUUGAUUUUUAAAGAGCGGGAAGAAGACUUAAGGCGCCUUUCUCGCCCCUUGGAAUGUGCUUGUUUUAGAACUUCCAUCUGGGAUGAAACACUUUACAAGGCUUGGUCCAGUAUAGUCUACCAGUUGAUCCCUAACGUCCAGCAGCUGGAAAUGAACCUGAGGAACUUUGCUCAGAUCAUCGAGGCAGAUGAAGUGCUUCUGUUUGAGAGGGCUACUUUCCUGGUCAUUUCUCAUUAUCAGUGCAAAGAACAGCGGGAUAUCCACAGAUUUGAGAAAAUCAGCAACAUUAUUAAACAAUUCAAAUUGAGUUGCAGUAAGCUGGCUGCUUCUUUCCAGAGCAUGGAGGUCAGAAACUCUAACUUUGCUGCUUUCAUUGACAUCUUUACAUCAAAUACAUAUGUGAUGGUGGUUAUGUCAGACCCUUCAAUACCUUCUGCAGCUACACUGAUCAACAUCCGCAAUGCCAGAAAACACUUUGAGAAGCUGGAGAGAGUGGACGGACCAAAGCACAGUCUGCUGAUGCGCUGAACAUUGGCCAAGGCACAUGGUCUUUGGGGGGAGAAAAAAAGAAUUGGAACUACUUUUUCUUUUUUUUAGGAGAAUCUAACAAUGUGGAUGUCUUUGUGGGCUUUGAAAUGAGUGUGCUGCUUACCACCGCAAUCUUUAUUUUUUCUCCUUUUAACGUUGGACACUAGUCGCUCAGAUGAUGUCUGGAUACACUGUGGACCUUCAGAAAAGACUUCCUGGCAUAUGUGGGGUUGGGAAGAAGCAAGGACAGGUGAUGUGCACGUGGUCUCAUACUUCCGGUUGUCAUAGUAGCACAUGGCAGAGCCUUUUCGGAUGUUUUGCUCCCAGGUGAUCAUACAAAUCACAGGGAUGGAAUAUUUACUAUUUUAUUGGUAGGUUGCUAGAAUACAUUUAUAAACUCCUUGUCUUCAGUCAUGAAAAUAAAUUUUUGCUACCAGGGAUUUUGGAUCCUAGAGCUUUGGAAAAUGGGCUUUCUUUCUUCUAAAAUCUAGGGCAGCUUUGGCAAGCAGAUGUGUAAGAGCUACAUUUCUUCUUACAUGCUACUUGUUGGGGGUUGGAGGGGAGUUGACUGAAGGUCAGGACAGGUUUCCAUUUGAAAAUCUUUUGUGUUGAGGCAAAAUUCAUUUACCCUGACUGAUUGUCUCUUUACACUUGUCAAAGUGCUGAAAAGAUCAGAGCAAAUGAAAGGAGCCUAAGCAGUGAGGUAGUCCUGGCAUGCUAGGUCUUCAUCCUGGUGAGCCGGGAGAUGCUAACAUGGGCAAGUAGGAAUACUACAAUGUGAUUGUUAUGGGUUGUGUGUGCAUGAGCUAUAUUAGCUAUGUUUGCAAAGAGCCAGUUGGACAGUGUUUGACAGCAAUAUGAUUUCACAUUGCCGUCUAUUUUUAGUGAUUUUUUUUGUGUGUGUGUGCAUUUCUAUUAAACAUAGGAGCAACAAAAGCACUAUGAGUUAGGGGAAUCUCUCUGACUUGGUGGAUGGGAGUUGAUGCUUGUGAAAGCAUCUUUUUUUUUUUCUUGCUGAAUCAAAUUAACUUAUAAAAAAAAAAAAGUGUGAUAAAUCUGAAUCUGAGCCUGGCUCUCCACUUGGUAUUCUCCAAAUCAUGCCUUUCCCCUGUAUCCAUGCCUACACACAUACCGGGGAAAAAUCUGAAAAGGUGAAUCUGUAAUGGGAAAACUGAAAGCUAAAGCGCAUAUCUCGGCUGGAGAGCUGAGAAUGGGUUAGCCACAAAAUCUUUCAUUGAUUCUCAGUCUUUGCAAUAUUAAACGCCCAUGUCUUGCACCACCUACUCAGCAGAUGUAUUUGUAAUAUAUAAGGCUAGGUAUAUUUUCAAUGAGAAUCAUCAAGUUGGCAUCCCUGUGGGAGUAGAACUCUGUUACCAAGAUUCUUAUUAAAAAUUCAAAUGUCUGAGUUUCUGGAGAACUUGUGAAUGGACUAGAGAUGCCAAAGUCUUCAGUGCCUGAAGAUGUGGAAUAUAGUGUCUCUCUUCUGGAAUGGGAAGAGCAAAUCUCGCCCACCCACAGCAUGAUCAAUUUUGUCUGAUGUCUGACUGGAGCGAGUCAAAAUGCAACCGCUGUUUUCUCUUGCAGAUGCUCCCCUGCUGCUUUGACAAGGUCAGUCUCUGCUUUCACUGCAGUCAAUAGAAACAUUAGAGUGGUUUUUUUCACCCAAACUCUGCCCUCUGUGCUGCUCGGCAAAGCAGGAGGAUGAAUAGCUUUCCUGCAGAUACACGUGUUGUCCGAGUCUCUGGAACUUCAACUUCAGAAGCCUCCAAGCAACUCCUGGGAAGGACUGUGCUUGCAGAAGGCAGGCAGGUUGCUGUCAAGAUCACAGGAAAGCAGAAGAUUGCUUGGGGCUGCAGUUCCAGUGCAGGUUUAAACUCCUUUUGAGAGCACUCUUUCAUAAGUAGACAGCUGUUGGUGGAGGGGAGAGAGAGGAAAAGAGGGUGGGAAAUUCAGUGCUGUUAUUUCCGUGGUUACAAAAAAUAGUGAGGUUUAUCUCUUGCUCUUCAUGUGGAGAGCAGCCUGGGAGUUGCCAUUCAGAUUCCUUAGAGGAUAAGUUGUUUAGCAUAUGAUGGGAAAUAGCAUUUAAAAAAAGAACAGAGUGGAGGAAGCAAAUAACAAACUGGUGCCAAGGAAGAGCAGUCUGAUAGUUGAUAAAUAGGAAUGAAACCCAGUUUGCAGGUAUUUUGGCUUGCUGAAGCCUCUCCAAAACCAGUGGUACACUGAUGGUAGCUGAGAUAUUGCUGUUCUCUCUUAUUGCAAAUCUAUUUUACUAAAGGUUAUAUAUUUUGAGGAUUCCUUUGGAAAAUAAUACUUUCCUUUUGCUCUCUGGCCAAGAUGCAGCUUGCACUGCUGUGUACACAUGCCCUCUAGCACAGCUGUCAAGUGGACACCAAUGUUGGUGAAAAUAAGCCAUAGUUUUAUUUCAAGACAACUCACACUUUGACAGUCCUGUGUUGUAUUUUGUUUCUGUGUCUCCCCAAAGCAAACUUUAAGUCCGGGUGUAAUUUGCCACCAGCAGAGGUCAGUGUGCAGCUGUGCUGUUCAGGAUGCUUCCCCAGGACUCCCCUGGCCUUUCAGAGUAGCAAGGUUUUGUGGAUCCAGAUCUCAGGAAGAGUUGUUCCCAGAUUAACUAGGGCAAUAGUAAGGCUUCCUCUGUUUCAACAGCUCUAGAUAAUAUUGCUAUUAAAAAAAAGAAUUCUCUAAAACCUGAUACUGUAGCUCCAGGUACAAGCACACCCCGCCACACACACACACACACACACACACACACCCCUCUCUCCAAAGAACCAAACGACUGUAAUAUCUCCAUAAGGUGUUAGAGGUCUAUCCUUUUUCUUUAGGACUUCACACUGCAAACUGUAGAAACUUCAGGUCACCCAUAACUAAGUUUAGGACAGAACUAGGCUGUGCACAUUCAAAAGAUGGUGUCCAUCUUCUGGACACCAGCUGUGUAGAUGCUAUAAAUUCUCAAUAUCUUCUCUUAGCUCAUUAGUUCUGUUUUCCUUGCUGUUAUCUGAAUUGGACUAAGCAUAGCUGAAAAAAUGCUUUGGUGUCAAAAUGAAUUAUUCUUCUCUGAAGUGUCAGUGAUGAAAAUGGAUUGUAGCUUCCUGUGACUUGAAGGGGCAGCUGCUCUGAUAAAGCCACCAGUGUUUUGGGGCCUGUAGUAAGGUCUUUAUGCUGCUUUCUUGGUUCUACUGGGCAGAAGCAGAGCAAGUAUCUGAAGCAUGAGGGCUACACUGGCAUGUGUAAUUGUAGUGGUUUUUUUUCCCUAUUCGAGGGGGCGCUUGUGUUUAUAACUGCUUUGGUUUUGGUUCUUAUCCCUGCUGGUGCACUGGAGGCCAAAAUACAAAGUGCUGCCCUUUGUCAUGGAGUCUGGGUCGGAACUGAGUUGCAAGUUUUUGUGACUUGAGGGCUACCAAGUGGCUUUUAUCCUAGUAAUGAGCGUUUGGAUUUUAGCCUAACUUGCAGAGCCCUCUUACAGAGGGUACUGCACAUAUCUGCCACCCAAGGGCUUCUCAAAAAUAUUGCACCAACUCUGAGUUAAUGUAUUGAGGUUUAGUAUCAUGGAAGGGGAGCAUGCUGAAAGUGUUUUGUGUUUACAGACUGCAGCCUGUGCUGUCUGGCCGUGCUCUGCCUGCAACGCGAGGCCCAAAGCUUUCCCGACCCCUUCCGGCUGCUGUCAUUUGGGAUAUGCCGGACGUAGUGCCCAGCGGUUUAGGGGCAAAGUAUAGAAAUGUGAGUUGGAGUUCACUUUACCUCCUCUCUGAAAAGGAAGAAUAGCUGCUGAAGCCUUCAAAUGGUAAUGAAAAUGAUGCUUCAGUCUGAAAUGGAGGGAAGCCUUUGGGUUCACGGAGCACAGGAUUAAUACUGGGGAAUGUGUGUUGAGAUGCACGUUACUCAGCUCGGAGGAGGAGUUGCCUGGAGAAUGGUAGUGCAGUUUGAGUCGUGCCGUCACAAAAAUGAGAAGUGGCCUGGCAGUCUCCCGUGGUGGUGCAUAUUGCCGGCUGUCUCUCUGGGCAGUAUUGAGCAUUCUAGGAGAUGUGAAGUGCCUGGGUGGCAUGGACAUGGGUCUGUGGGCUGCACUGGUGUUUCUCGUUCAGUACCAGGAUCUUCUGCAGCCAUGGUGUCUGUGCCCAUCAACAUCCUUUUCUUUGUGAGAGACUGGGGCUUGAUAUCCUCAUCAAAAUAGUCUCCCUCCUCUGCCUCUUCCAACCUAUCCAUGAAAGGCUGUGGAACAGGUAUAACACUUCAGCUAGGAGCUGAUUCCUAUGAUGCUUCCAAGGAGUGAUGGAGGUUCUGCAGAGUGAGUUUAAAUUCCCUAACGAUAGGCUUGCUUUGGUUACUUUCUGUUUAUUGACACCUCAUAAGUAGCACCUGGACCAUCCCUAAGGGCCUGUAGUUCAGAAGAGCAUUUGUCCAAAUCGUGUGCAGCCUCUGUGUCCAUCUGGGGAAGAGCUUUUUGCCAUGUGAGGUAUCAUAGCCAUACAUUAGCUGGGGGAAGGGAUACGUUGGGUGGUUAAAACUGUACACUGCUGCAUCUCAAACAACUGUGGCUCAGUGUAGAAUUAUGUCAGUGAGAAUGGGCCUCUGGAGGCCUCUGGUCCAAUAUGCCACUCCAUGUGGGUCCAGUUAGGUGAAGUUGCUCAAGGAUUUCUUUAGUUAAGACUUGAGUACCUCUAGGCAUGGAGUUUCCUCACCUAUUUUGGCCCUUGUUCCAAUAUGUGAUUGCCUUCAUGGUUUAAAGAAAAGAAAAAUCCAUAUUGCUAAUCAGUUUCCUGUGUUGCAGCUUGAGCUGUUGCCUCUUGUCUUAUCACCAUACGCCUCCGCAGUCUGGCUCAGACUUCUCGGUACCUUCCUGCUAGGCAGUUGCAGGCAGCAGUAAGGUCACCCUGCACCUUCUCCAGGCUGAACAGACCCGGCACCUUCAGCCUCUCCUCGUACCUCCUGUGUGCCAGCCCCAUGACCGAAUUGGUGGCCUCUGCUCGGCUUGCUCCAGCAUCUCUGUGUCUGUCAGCCUUGUACUGGGGAGCCCCAGACUAGAUGCAGUGUCCAAAUGUAGUCUCACAGUGCUGAAUAGAGGAGAAUAAAGACCUUCAGCAUUUCCCUA
Molecule: messenger RNA, 6249 nt
Organism: Rhea pennata
Lineage: Eukaryota; Metazoa; Chordata; Aves; Rheiformes; Rheidae
Product: ras-related GTP-binding protein A
Exons: 10
Coding region: 201-1142 (313 amino acids)
Biological process (GO): cellular response to starvation; negative regulation of autophagy
Cellular component (GO): Gtr1-Gtr2 GTPase complex; lysosome; nucleus
Molecular function (GO): GTP binding; GTPase activity
Source: RefSeq, a predicted model, not a curated record